CUUCCCGAGCCCUGUUGGUCUGGGCCCGAGGCGGACGAGCGCGUGCUUCCCCAGGUCCAACCCGGCUACGUUCUCCCAUCCUACUCACGCCUUGUCCUGUGGCGGGGCCUGCUGAAUAGCACCAUUGGAACCGCCGCUCAUGUCAUCGGAUCAAGACAUCAAUCAGGUCCCUAUCCAGGACCUGACCCCGGAGCAGGCUAGCCAUAUCAUACACUCCCAUCGCAAAGUUCGCUAUGGUACGGCCUGUUGGCCAUGCAGGCAGCGGAAGGUGAAGUGCGACAACAAGCAACCUUGCGAGAACUGCGUCAAGAGGGAGCAUCCGCAGCUGUGCUCCUAUAAGCCCAACCGCUCGAGCGCUUCCAAGCAGACGUCCGUACCCGAUAGUAGCCAGGGGAAGAAGAGACCCCACUCGCCCGAUGAUAGCAUCAGCAAUGGCCAAGGUAGUGAUCAUCAGCCCGAGGGGUGGCCCCAGACGUUAGAUGAGCCCGACACUGUAGAAAUGUCGCGUUACGUGGGCCAGAACAGCAUCCCUGCCUUAUUACGCGACCAGCCGUCGCCCAUAGAGACCAAGGACGGCGUCGACAUACGUCGCGAUAUGCGUCCGAUCCUGGGGCUCGACAACUCGGCCCCGUUCCCGCUGAUGUCGUCGAAACACCUAGACCGCCUUACCCAGGAUAUAUUCACCGAGCUUCCCUCCGACAGAGAAGUGAUGAUUCUGUUUAGAGCGUACAAAGAGAUUACGCAUCCGUUCUGGGGGUUUGUCAUCGAUAUCGACGAUCUCGAAUCUCGCAUCAUGAUAUAUCUCGAAGAGCGAGCGAAAGCAGCUAGGGAGCACAACAAGUCGAAUCGGCCCGUCUCCGCAUCGUGGCUGGCCAUACUCUUCUCCGUCAUGGCCGUCGGCUCGCAGUAUCGCGACUCGCCAUACCACAUCCGCACGAGGGAUGCCCAGAGAUAUGUCCAGAUCUCGUUCCACUUCCUUCGCCUAGGAAACUUCCUUCUUCGGCCAAAUCUUGAUUCCAUCCAAGCGCUCCUCCUUACCGGAUUCUGCCUCCUGAACGACAUGAAGGCCGAAGCGUCUUGGGCCUUGAUCGGCAUGACUUGUCGAUUGGCACAGUCUCUCGGGCUUCAUCGCGCGACUGGGCAGGAAGAUAACGGCUCAAGUGAGAUGACGUUGAAAACAUACGUGCGGCGCAAGCUGUGGUGGACUUGUCAAUGGCACGACACGUUGACUUCGCUAUCUUUCGAUCGUCCGAACAUGACGAACAUCCAAUGCUGCCCUAUCCCGGUAUCUCCUAGCUCUAGCGUCGAGGGCUUCUCGUAUCUCGAGGUGAUGUAUCACCUCUGCCAGCUCAUUUCGCAGAGAUUAAAUCCAGACGCGACGACUGAAUAUUCCUACCAGACGAUUCUCGACAAUUGCCGAGCCAUCGAGUCUCUUCGCGAGAGAGUAUAUCCUCAACUACGCAGCAAAGAAGCCUGCAAGAGUGUGGUCGACAAGUUGCAACAUUAUGCGAUACGGCUUCAUACUGCUUUCGUGGUUUCCGUGUGCUGCCGGCCAGCCCUCCGCCGGGAUUGCGCGCAACUAGGGCCCGCUGAGAAGAAGGCUCUGGCCGAAAAAUGCAAGGAUAAUCUAACCGAAACUGUCCGGAUGUUUCUGUCCAUGCACCAACUGUCCUUUAUCCCAACGCGCAGCUGGGCUUUCACUUACCAUGGACUCUCCUCCGCCGUUCUCCUUGGGAUACUGUGCGAAACGAAACUAGAUCCCGAGGUUAGGCAGCUCCAAGGCGAUCUCAUCUCGGCUCUAUCGGCCGCGGCAGCCAAGGAGCAGACGAGUCCUGCUCCCGACCAUAUUCCCAAAAUUGACCGUGAUAUCGAAUUAUCCGGUCCUCUCGAGAGAGCACUAACAGCCCUUAGAAACAUAUAUGAUUAUGGGUCUCUUCAUGGAGCUUCGGCGAUCAAGAGCGAGAGCGCCUCGGGUACUCGAACGCCUACCGGAGCAGCCCUCCCGCAAAGCCACCAAAAUGUUGGCCAUCAGUUCCGGAUUCAGCCUGGGUUUGAUAGACAUCAGGACGCCGCUCUUGCUAUGGCGGAGCUACAAAAUGGGAAUAGUCUGUCGGACUUCCCAACAAGCAUGUCUUACCAGGCGCCGAUGCAGCCAUCCGUCGCGAUUCCGGAUCUAAGUCAGCUGGAUCCCGCGACGUUGGCACCGAUGGAGCUCUACGAUUCCAUCUUCUGGGAAUCGCCAGACCCUUUCUACACCGGUGCCGACAUGAACUUCGACUUCCUCCCCCAGGCGCCUCCGGGGCAAUCACAACACCAAUUUCAUUUCUAAUCGAGUUGCGAGGCAAACGCUGCCAUGUAAACAGCCUCCGCUACUUUGGCGCUACCUUGGACUUCUUCCACAGGGGACUUGCGACCGCGAUAGCGGUGGGAUUCUUCUUUGAAAUUUUGAUUCGCAAAAAAGUACUCGUCUCAAACCCGUUUAAGCGUAGUUGGAGUUUAUUCUUGUUUUUAUAUAGGUAUAUAAUCAAGGGGAUCACGACAUGGUGUCAAUGAUCGGUAGCUACGAAGUAAUGUUUCUGCCCUCCGUCAGAUAUCCAUAUUUAUUGCCGGCGUUUAUAUAUACCUACCUACCUAUGCU
Durotheca rogersii is the source of this 2638-nucleotide messenger RNA. Its product is annotated as fungal-specific transcription factor domain-containing protein. Gene Ontology annotation, molecular function: DNA-binding transcription factor activity, RNA polymerase II-specific; DNA binding; zinc ion binding. Gene Ontology annotation, biological process: regulation of DNA-templated transcription; DNA-templated transcription. Lineage: Eukaryota; Fungi; Ascomycota; Sordariomycetes; Xylariales; Xylariaceae. The record is from RefSeq and is a predicted model, not a curated record. The transcript has 10 exons. Bases 140 to 2329 code for a protein of 729 amino acids.